Talaromyces marneffei is the source of this 1122-nucleotide messenger RNA. RefSeq lists its product as uncharacterized. The transcript has 4 exons. Bases 1 to 1122 code for a protein of 373 amino acids. The record is from RefSeq and is a predicted model, not a curated record. Lineage: Eukaryota; Fungi; Ascomycota; Eurotiomycetes; Eurotiales; Trichocomaceae.
AUGGAUUCUGACGUUGGCACGUCCCUUGUCAGGGGCGUCUGGGCCGCGAUGGGCAUCGCAGUGGUUAUCGUCUCUCUGCGAGUGUUUGCAAAGAUCAAGAUUCACCAGUUCCGUGUCGACGAUGUCUUGAUGAUCAUUGCUAUGAUCCUGGCCAUCAUCGCUACCGCCUUUCUGACCCUUAGCGUACAUCAUGGUUUCGGUCGAAAUCUACAAACAAUGGCGGAGGAAGGACACAUUUCCGAUGUCCAAGCCGUGCUGAAGUACAUUGCUAUCCAAGUGCCCAUCGUCACCGUCAGCACCACCCUCGCUCGUUGCUCCUUCAUUCUAUAUCUUCUAGCCAUUCUCGGAAAUAACAAGAACUACCGAUAUGCGUUGUGGGCGGUAAUGAUCUGGCAGUUCGCUGGCAAUAUCGUCUCAGCCGUUUUGCCUCUGAGCAUUUGUCGGAAUGUCAACAUUCUCUGGGACUGGACUACUGUAACCACAUGUGGCAAUACCACCGCCGUCAUCCAGUUUGCCUACUACUCCAACAGUGCAAACUCGGCCUGUGACUUGUUUCUAGCCGUCUUCCCCACUCUCAUUUUCUGGAACCUCAACCUCAAAAUGCGCGUCAAGAUCGGUGUGAUCCUCCUCCUCAGUCUGGGUCUUGUUGCCAUGAUCGCCUCCAUCGUCAAAACCACCAAACUCACCUCCGUCCCCGGUGUCACCAAUCUCGGUGCUACCGGUGGCCUCGAGCUCUUCCGCUGGGGCUACGUCGAAAACGCAAUCAUCAUCAUCACCUCGUCCGUGCCCUGCAUCCGCCCACUGAUCAUGUCAUCCGUCCGCAAAUUCUCCAGCCGCGGCUACUCGCGCUCCUACGAGCUCACAGGACCUCAAACCGGCCAACGACGUACGGGACACGACGAAACCGCACAAACCCGUCGUACUCGUGGUCGUUUCACUAACAAGAAUGACACCAUUGACGACACGGGUAGUGUUGAGCGUAUCUUGGACCCUGGUCAUGGCAAUGUCAACACUACUGUUAGCGGCCGACGUGAUUCGCCGACUCAUGAGGAGCAAGGCAUUACGAAGUUUGUUGAGAUUUCCGUUGUUUCGGGUGAUCAAUUUGAUCGACGAAACCCUUGA